Cephus cinctus (wheat stem sawfly) is the source of this 3497-nucleotide messenger RNA. RefSeq names its product ras-related protein Rab-9A (gene Rab9). Gene Ontology annotation, cellular component: late endosome; phagocytic vesicle; lysosome. The transcript has 4 exons. Gene Ontology annotation, biological process: retrograde transport, endosome to Golgi. Lineage: Eukaryota; Metazoa; Arthropoda; Insecta; Hymenoptera; Cephidae. Gene Ontology annotation, molecular function: GTP binding; GTPase activity. The record is from RefSeq and is a predicted model, not a curated record. Bases 772 to 1476 code for a protein of 234 amino acids.
UUCCAACAUGGGCGUUCCUACUGUCGUCUGCAAUAUGUCAAAUAUCUAUUGUGCCGUGUAAAAAUGUCAGAAAUCAGUGACAUUUAACUAAGAGAAAUCAUUUACGAUCAUCAAGUCAAAAGUUAUUGUGCAUCGAAAAGAUGGCUGUCGACCUAUAACGAUAAUUUCCUGUAAACUAAAGUUUGGCGUUGGUGACUUAUUGGGUUCCGAAUUACAGGAGGAUAGUGUUACUAGUAACUGAUUUUUGGUUGGUUUCAUUAACGCAAUUAAGAAAAUAAACGAGCAGUAGUGUACCGCCGACUCGGCCGUGUUUCAUCGUUAUUAAUUCGUUCUAUAAACUUUUUAUUAUUUCUUUGAACUAUUUAAACUCCUGAAGGUUAUGCUUUGUCAUGAUAAUGGAUCUAUGGAAGAAAACGGUUUGAAAUAAUGUUUAACUCGUUGUUUUUUAACAUUUACGGAUACGUAUCAUAUUUAGGGGAUUUUCAGUGUAGAAUCAUUAUUUCCUCUAACACUUCGUGCCGGUGUUUCCCUUAAAAAUUGAAUCAUGACUUUCUGGUUUUUCCUAAGACGUGCUAUUCGGCCUUUCGAGCUAGUGCAGUGAUUGUCAUGUAAAGAUAUCGGUACGUGUACACUGAUUAAAUCAACGAGUUAGAAGUUCUGUGAAGAGAUUGUGCUAUUACCGGAAAAUAAUUUUUGCGAUAUAAGCAACAGGAGCGCAGCAACUAUAAGACUGUUUUGUGAAAGAGAUUUUAAUUAAUACAAGUCUUAAAAAUGGCUGCAAACAAUUCAGUACAAACUACCACACCAAGAGGGUCAAGUCUGCCAAACCGAAAUUCACAGAGGUCUACCUUAUUAAAGGUUGUCAUUUUAGGAGAUGGAGGAGUGGGCAAGUCUUGCCUAAUGAAUAGAUUUGUGUCGAAUCAUUUUGACGAACACAGUUUCCAUACAAUUGGAGUGGAAUUUUUGAACAAAGACAUUGAGAUUAAUGGAGAAGCCUAUACUCUUCAAAUAUGGGAUACUGCGGGACAAGAGCGUUUUAAAACGCUAAGAACACCAUUCUAUCGAGGCUCAGACAUUUGCCUUUUGACUUAUGCUGUGGAUGAUAGAGCCAGCUUUAGAAACCUUGCCCUGUGGAGAUCCGAGUUUCUUUAUUAUGCCGAUGUUGAGGAGGGUUCUACAUUCCCUUUCAUUGUCGUUGGUAACAAAGUGGAUGUACCAGAAUCAGAAAAACAAGUCCCAACCGAAGAAGCUCGUGCAUGGUGUGCAGAGAAUGGUGAUCCUCCUUUAGUGGAAACCUCAGCAAAAGAUGCAACAAAUGUCGAGGCAGCUUUUGGAGCAGCCGUAGCAGCUUGGGCAAGAUUGGAAGCCAAACUGGACAGACCACUCAUCGAAGAUACUGUAGAUCUAUCAAAACAACAAUCACCUCAUCGAUCCAGCUGCUGCAUGCCUGGCACCGAGUCUAACAAAGUUAUUUGAAGAGAAACCUUAUUGUUCGCCUUCGAUAUACGCAGCCUCAUAAAGCCUAUCUCGUUCUUUGCAAAACUCGACGAGAAUAGUUCUCCUUGUCGUACAAACUCAUCGUCAAAGAAAGAUUUUUUACUAUUGACAAACACACUGCUAGGAUUCUACAUUGGACAAUUGUACACUAUGUUGCUUUUAUAUAAGGCUAUAGUGACUAUAAUAGCAAUUACUCAAUUUUUAAUUGAAUAAACAUUCUAAAGCAUUCGAGAAGUUUAAUGCAUAAAAAUAUCUCGUUUUCAAUUCUGAAGAAAAUACUUUAUAAUCAACUUAAACUCACUCCCCAAAUGAAUUACAUACUCUAAAGAUGUAUUUUCUCGAAGUAACGUGCGUUAGUUCUCACAGAGACACAAAAUAAUAAAAGUAAAUGAAACAUGUACAAAAUUUCGAGCUUCUCACUUGUCGGACAAACAUCACAGAAAGUCUAAUCGAACGCACCCAUGUAUUUGCGCUUAAUACAGUUCGUGAGCCAUGCACAGUAUUUAUAAGUGUCUCACUUAAACACUCCACUGGUUUGUGAUGAACUGUUGAUUGUGAAUUACAUUGAAUAAGACCAAGGUACAUAUACAUAUAUAAAUAUUUAAAAAAUACAAUAGAAUAGCUUCGUAGCCAAAAUUUGCCUUAUCCUCACGGCAUUGAGCUGAGAGUAAGAGCAAACGCAGAGUUUAACUCCUCAUAAUAUUCUCUUUUACAAUUUCUUUUAUCUCUUUCAAAUCAAAUGAGAUAUUUCAUAGAUAAAAGAUUUAAAGAAGGAGGAACAUUCGUUUAUCGUUGCUCUCAAUAUCUUGUGACGCUUAAUGCUUAAAAUGGCUUUUUGGUAAACGGAUUGGAAAGAAGUAUCACGAAAAUAUUCAGGCAGCUUAUUAUAUUUCUGUAGUUGUACGCAAAUGUUGUAUGGCAAUUGGCCUUGAGAUCUCGAUAAUCAAGAGGAAAGAUAAGAAACAGCAUAGCAAAAAAAUAAUGGGGCUUAUAAUAUGAACAAAAGUAAUCCCAAAUAUGUGAAAAUACUCAAAAAAUUUGUUAGUUUCCUUGUAAUUUGUUACUCUUGUCUACCUUUCAAUUGUUAUUUUCUCAUUUUCACUGACUCAUACUGAUUGCGUCUCAGUCAUGUUUGCUGGUGCUUUUUGUAUAGCUACAUGUGGAAUAUUAUAACGUAUUACUCUAUUAAACAUUAGCUUAAGUUUAAUAGUAAAAGAAGAAUGAAUAACUAUACCCGUGUAACGAUUAAUAAUUAUUAAGAAAUUACGUGUGUAAAACUAAUCAUAUCAGAACAAUGUGGUAUGAAGAAUUAUCAUACGCGAUAAGUAAGUCAUUUUUACCGUGAUAUUUUUCAAUAAGGUCAGAUAGUGAUUCUGGGACGAACGUAGAGAGAGAAAGAGAGAGAGAGAGAGAGAGAGAUACAGGAGAGAAUAAAAUAAAAAAGAAUCUAACGUACAUCAGAUAUUUUGCGUAUAAUUAUGGUUUGCCAAUUGUAUCCAUUUGAGAUACGAUUAUUAUUUUAGUUAUUUCAAUUUAAGUGUUGCUGCCUUUUCAAAUAACGAGCAGGGAAUCGCUCGUUUCCCCGGUAGAAAGUUAUGUACGAUACAAUUUAAACAGUAAAGUUAAGCGUAUGCCUUAAGGAUUUUAUAAUUUUGGAAAUGAAUUUUUGCAGAGAAAUAAAUUUACACUGAGCUUGUUUCGACUCUGAUAUAAUGACUGUACGAGUUUGCUACGUUAUUCUAUGUACUUCGUUACGGAGCGAAAAAAAAGAAGAAUAAAUCAGAAAACGGUUAAACAACAAUCGAUUUAACAAUAAUUUAUUAAUACCGCUAAAAUAUACAAUAAUGGAUAACGUGUCUAUAAUUCUAUUGGGUUCUCAUUAUUACAUGAAUCAUCGACUUACUUACAUUGUGCCACUUAACUGUUUUUAAAUUUCGCUUUGAAAAAAAUAGAAAUAAAACGAACGCAGGGCUAUCAUAUCGUCACUACAUACUUUUUUU